GCUCUGACCAGGGCCAGCCCAACGUUGGGAGGAAGCAAAAGGAACACAGAGGAGGAGAGGAGAGGGGGAUGACUGUGCCGGGAGUUCUUUAGCCUUUUUCUGUCUCUCAGUCUCUGUCACAACGGGGCUAAUCAGCGACCGACUAGCCCUUGGCAAAGUCACAGUGAGGGAGGUCUCUCCACCAAACAGCCGACCAGCCGACGAGCCAACACAUGCAUCAGGAGCCGACAGAACUGGGGAUUUUUAUUUAUUUCAGUUGGUCACUUCUUCUCUCCUCCUCUGUCGUGUUUUACUGCGUUAUGGAUCAUUGUGAUUUAUCCACAGUGGAGCUGCAUGCUGGAGUCUGCAGCCUGGCAGGGGGGCAGUUAGUGGGGGCAGAAGGGAUCCAGGCACCUGCCAAGCCUUCAUGGCCUUACCUCUGCCUGUGAGUGCUUUUCAUGCUGCUUUCAGUCUUUAAUACCAGGAGCCAUUUUGUACCCUUGGCUAAUAGAGGGCCACCUCACUUUUUCAGAGAGGGAAAACAAGAAAACAUCACUUUGCUGUCUUUCCAUGGAAGGAAAUUAUAAAUGAACAUGAUGCAUGACUGUUGCUUUUAACAUUUGGAAAGAGGCAAAAAGGACCACUUCCAAACUAAUGAGCAUCUCCCUGCACUGUCGAUGGAACUUGGGAGCCUUGAGUUGCUCCAGCCAGGCUAGGGUGGUCUGUCCUCUGGUGUGUGCCGUCUCCCCCCACCAUGCAGAAUAAUGAGCCCUCCACACCAUGAGUCCUCUGGGCCAGGUUAGUGUGCAGCCUACCUGGAACGCAGCCCUGCUCGCCGUGCUCUCUCUCAUGGUACCUGCUCUCAGUAUGUGCCAGUCCACAGGCCCUGCGUUGGGCUCGGCUAACCCACAGAACUGUCCAGGUGCGUGCUCUUGCACUAACCAGCUCAGCAAGGUGGUGUGUACCCGCCGAGGUCUUGUAAGGGUUCCACCGAACAUCCCGGCCAAUACCAGGUACCUAAAUCUGAUGGAAAACAGCAUAGAGACCAUACAGGCGGAUACGUUCAGGCACCUGCAUCACCUGGAGGUGCUGCAGUUGGGCAGAAAUGCUAUCAGACAGAUUGAAGUGGGGGCCUUCAAUGGCCUGACCAGCCUCAAUACCCUGGAGCUGUUCGACAACAGACUGACAGUCAUUCCCAGUGGGGCUUUUGAGUACCUGUCAAAGUUGAGAGAGUUAUGGCUUAGAAACAAUCCCAUCGAGAGCAUCCCAUCUUAUGCCUUCAACCGUGUCCCCUCCCUCAUGAGACUGGACUUGGGAGAACUGAGGAAGUUGGAGUACAUUUCUGAUGGGGCGUUUGAGGGCCUUCAGAACCUCAAGUAUCUCAACUUGGGGAUGUGCAACCUGAGGGAGUUUCCUCAUCUUUCACCACUAGUGGGACUGGAGGAGUUAGAGAUAUCAGAGAAUGUUUUUCCUGAACUGAAGCCUUGGGCCUUCCGUGGGCUUAAAAAUCUACGCAAACUGUGGAUUAUGAACUCUGCCAUCACCACCAUUGAGAGGAAUGCUUUUGAUGACAUCACAGCCUUGGUGGAGCUGAAUUUAGCCCAUAAUAACCUUUCGUCUCUCCCCCAUAACCUCUUCACCCCUCUACAGUACCUGGUGGAGCUACACCUGCACCACAACCCUUGGCGAUGUGACUGUGAUGUAGUGUGGCUCUCUUGGUGGCUCAGAGAAUACAUUCCCACAAAUUCCACCUGCUGCGGACGCUGCCACACCCCGGUCCAUAUGAGAGGACGAUACCUGGUGGAAGUUGAUCAGACCACCUUUCAGUGUUCGGCACCAUUCAUACUCGACGCUCCCAGAGAUCUGAACAUCUCGGCCGCGAGGGUGGCAGAACUGAAGUGUCGCACGGCUGCUAUGAGCUCAGUCCGAUGGCUUCUCCCCAAUGGGACUGUGUUGACCCAUGGCUCGGCUCAUCCGCGGAUAUCUGUCCUCAACGACGGGACGCUCAACUUCUCCAAUGUUCUGCCGUCAGACACAGGGGUCUACACCUGCAUGGUGAGCAACAUGGCGGGAAAUUCCAAUGCCUCGGCCUAUCUUAACGUCAGCAAUGCUGAACUCAACACAUCUAAUCUGUCCUAUUUCACCACUGUAACAGUGGAAGUUUUGGAGCCCACAGUGGAGGAGACACCUAAACCCAAGCCUACGAUCCCUGCCUCACCCUCUGUCUUUCAGCCCGUCUUCAUCUCUACACCCACUGUGCUGUUUCAAAGCACUCAGACUCCAAGGCAGGUGUCAAUCCCCACUGCCAGAGUCCCCAGUGGGCCAGCCGCCAGCCUGGAUGAGGUGAUGAAAACCACCAAAAUCAUCAUUGGCUGUUUUGUUGCUGUCACCUUGCUGGCAGCCGCCAUGUUAAUAGCAUUCUAUAAGUUGCGUAAGCGGCAUCAACAGAGGAGCACGGUGGCAGCAGCCAGGACCAUAGAAAUCAUACAGAUGGAGGAAGAAGUUCCUCCUGUUCCACCACCCACCUCCGGAUCUAGUGGCUCUGAUGACACAGGGUUGGUACUGCCUACGUUAGUGGAACACAACAGCAACACCUUUAAGCCUGGAUACGUGUCCUCCUCCUCCUCAUCCCGCCAAGGGGGCUACGGAGCCCACUGGACCCAGAACAACUCUCUUCAUCGCUCAGUCAGACAGCAUCACAGCCACAUCAGCACCAUUGCUGAUCCCUACGUCAUUAAGACUUCUCACGGCAAGGAGAAGGUUCAAGAGACCCAGAUCUGAGUAAUGCUCCCUCUGGAUCUAUCUCUGACUCUGCCCCAACCUCUCCUCUCCACCUAUCUGCUCACCAGUCCAUGCAAUAGAAUGCACAAAGAACAAAACGGUAACUUUCUUU
Messenger RNA from Plectropomus leopardus (leopard coralgrouper), 2872 nucleotides. The record is from RefSeq and is a predicted model, not a curated record. NCBI's taxonomy places the organism in Eukaryota, Metazoa, Chordata, Actinopteri, Perciformes, Serranidae.